Messenger RNA from Aspergillus steynii IBT 23096, 3390 nucleotides. Its product is annotated as Pfs, NACHT and WD domain protein. The coding region runs from base 1 to 3390 and encodes 1129 amino acids. NCBI's taxonomy places the organism in Eukaryota, Fungi, Ascomycota, Eurotiomycetes, Eurotiales, Aspergillaceae. Gene Ontology annotation, molecular function: protein binding. The record is from RefSeq and is a predicted model, not a curated record. The transcript has 4 exons.
AUGAGAAAUAAUCUCCUAAUCUUCUCUUGUAAAACAGUAAUUCCGGAGGUCGACAAGCACUGUCUUGGGGACCUUGUCCUGACUGAUCCUAGAGAUGAUAAGCUUCGCAUUGAGCAGAGCAAAGGCGGUCUCCUGCGGGAAUCGUUUUCCUGGGUUCUAACUCAUCCAACAUAUCAACAGUGGCAAAAGAAUGAAGAAAGCACGCUACUCUGGAUAAGGGGUGAUGCCGGUAAAGGGAAGACUAUGCUUAUGCUUGGCACUAUUGAUGAGUUGGCCAAGGAAAACCCCGUUUCCCAAAGGGCAGACGGUUUACCAUUGCUCUCGUACUUUUUCUGUCAAGGAAGCGAUUCGAGGCUUAACAAUGCCACUGCUGUUCUGCGUGGCUUGCUUUAUCUGCUAGCGGUUCAACAGCCAUCAUUGCUACGCCACCUGCGAUCUAAGUACGAAUCCAUGGGCAGGCGACUUUUCGAAGGCCCUGAUGCCGUUUACAGCCUGAUGGAGGUACUUCUUACCAUUUUCCGCGAGUCAGGUAUACCAGAAGCUUUACUAGUCAUUGAUGCAGUGGACGAGUGUGAGAACAAUUUGCCGCAACUCCUUGAUUUCAUUACCCAGUUGAUGAAGCUCGGUCGCAAAGUCAAGUGGAUAAUUUCCAGUCGCAAUCGGGAUGACAUUGAGAGGCACUUAGGGAAGCAGGAAAUGCUGAAGAGCCUGCGACUGGAACUCAAUCCAAGUCAAAUUUCACACGCCAUCGAAAACUUUAUAGACACCAGAGUCUCGGAAAUGACAGCUCUCCGGAAUCAUACAGAGAUACGAGGCAAGGUAAAAGAGAGAUUGCGACUCAAAUCGGAUGGGACAUUCUUGUGGGCUGCCUUGGUGAUCACCGAGCUUCGACAAGACGUCUUUGCAGCGGAUAUGCUGGAGUCCAUUGAUGAAACACCUGUCGGUCUCAUCCCAUUGUUCGAUCAAAUGAUGAGGAGAAUCCACCAGCUACAUCCCAAGAAUGCCCGCCGGUGUGUCCAGCUCUUAGCAGCAGCUACAUCAGUUUACCGACCCCUGCAUUUGCUCGAAAUGCGAAUCACAUCAGGGCUCCCGCAGGAGAUUAUGGACCUUGUCGAUCUCGACAGAAUGGUCUGUAUGUGUGGCUCCUUUUUGACAGUUCGAGAUAAUUACGUGUAUUUUAUCCACCAGUCCGCCAAAGACUAUCUGUCUGCGAAUUUAUCGAAUGCUCCGUUUGACAUGGCUAUCGAGGAAAUCCAUUACCAGAUAUAUUCUCGCUCACUACGAGCUAUGUCAGACACAUUGCGUCAGGAUAUAUGCCAGCUUAAGGACCCUGGACCCAUCGCGACGAAGAGCCGACUCAAAUCAACUGCGUUAAUAUCUAUUGAAUAUGCAUGCCUUCAUUGGUUCGACCAUUUGUGCCAGCACGACAGCAACAUGGAGAACAGUGUGUUUGAAGAUGGUGGAGAAGUGCACACUUACUUUGCGGAGCAUCUUCUUCACUGGUUGGAGAGCUUGGGCCAUCUGCGAGAGAUCUCAACCGGUAUCUUCAUCAUCAAAUCGAUUCUGAAACAAGUGCAGUCCAAAUCGAAUUCAGAAUUUGCAAAGCUGCUCCAAGACUCUUUGCGCCUAGUACUUGCUUAUGGCUCAACGAUCGAGCUUGCCCCCUUGCAAGUGUACUGUGGAGCCCUCAUAUUCUGCCCGGAGAAUACUGAAAUCAAACGUCUAUUCUGGAAAAGCAGGCUACCUGUUGUGAAAAGCAUUAAGGGCGUUCCGGCUGACUGGACCCUCUCAAGGCAGGUGCUUGAAUGCCAUGGAACUUCAAAAAUUCUCGAUACGUGCUUUUCUCCAGACGACGAAAUGAUAGUAACGGCUGGAGAAGAUUCCACUAUCAAAAUAUGGGACGCCAGCACCGGCAUGCUUAAACAGGCUCUUGAAGGUCAUGGCGGGCCCGUAAACACUGUGUGCUUCCUCCAGGACAGCUGCUCAUUGGUAUCAGGGUCUGAGGACGGGCGGGUCUUACUGUGGAACACCGUCAGCGCGACAUAUGAAGAAAUAUUCAAAAGUUCCGAGGGUAUGGUUUCCGCUACCGCCUUUUCAUCUACUACGGGCACUCUAGUAGUUGGAUUGAGUAGCGGGACCGUAUUACUUCGCGCCCCAUCUACUAGCACCUGGAAGCAAAUAUUUGAGGGAACAACGAAUUUUGCAGAAGCAUCAAAGGUCUCCCCAGAUAAUGUCAAUAUUGCCCUUGGGUUCGCAAACGGCUGCGUGAGACUUUGGAAUGGGAAUUCCAAAACUUGGAAGCUUUUACAGGCAGAUGAACCGAUGCUCAAAGGACACCGAGGUGAAGUUAAUCCGAUGGCCCUUUCGCCAAACGGUCGCAUUCUUGCAGCAGGAUCCCAAGUUUGUUACUUCUAUAAUUCGGCAACAAAUAAUCGGAUAAUGUUUUUGGAUCGUCGAGGGUAUAUUAACAAGUUCGUAUGGUCCCCAGAUAGCGAAAAGGUCUGUCUCGUUCCAAGAGAUGACGAUAUAUUCGACUUUUCGCUUUGGGAUGUGAGCACUGGAGCCUUGGUGAAGACUUUUCAUGGAACCGAACGCAGGCACCCAUUGAAGCUGAUAUAUUCCACAAGGGGCGACUCCCUGGUCUUGACCUUUUCAAACAACACUAUGGAGAUUUGGGAUUCAGCUUCCCUGGUUCGUAAAAGGAUCCUAAGAGGGCAUAAGGACAUCAUCACGGACGUUACUUUCGCCCCUGAUGACCAGAUGAUGGCAUCAAUUUCCGAAGAACCUGCACUUCGUCUAUGGGAUGCCGGGUCUGGAGCUUGCAAAUAUGUCAUUAAAAGUGACAAGAGGAUCAAGAGAUUUAAAUGGGCACCUGAUCUGAAAACCAUGGCUUUCACUCUAGAAGAUGGAAAGGUGCACCUCUGGGACGUGGUCUCGCGGACCCUGAAGCAUAUCAUUGACGGCAACGCUGAUAGAGCAGGACGAGUCUGGUUCUCAUCAAAUGGAAAAUUACUAGCGGUCAUUAACAAAAGCCACAGCCUCUCUUGUUGGAAUAUUGAAUCUGGGUCGUGCGAAAGCAUCUAUGAAGGAGAGCCCUGUGACAAGACCUGGUUCUCAGCUGCCAAUGGGAAGCAUCCGAGAUUCGGCGACAAACUGAUCGAACUUUCUUCAGAUACUAUCGGUUUGAAACCACUGACUGGAAUCCACAAAAUGUCAUUCCGUCAUGAUUGGAUAUUUUGCGGAAGCCAGAAGGUCAUCUGGCUUCCACCCGAGUACCGGAUCGCAAGUUUUGAGGCUUACAAUUCAACGCUUGCAUUGGGUCAUUCUUCUCCGCGCGUGACAUUUCUUGAGCUCGAUCUGGAGAGCAGCAUGUUAGGUAUACCAGAGUGA